AUGUCGAAUAUAGCUGCAACUCCAUUACGGCAGGCUUCAAGGCUUUGCUUGAGGCGGCCGUCGGCGUCGGCUGGCCUGUUGAGAGGCUCUGGCCCAAGGGUGGCGGCGAUAUCAAAUCAACAAAAGAUCUCCAGGAGGACAUAUGUCUCUGAGACGAAGAAGGAUAGCGCGCAGGUCAAUGUCGACACCGCGAUUCGGGCGGACCAGAAGGCCUUCGUUCAGCAGAUGGGCAAGCAGCCCGAGAACCAGUCAGUUCCGGCGUCAGAUGUCAACGCGGAUGCGAUGAUGAGCCCAAUGGCCGGUGUCCUCAAACAAGCCACCGUUAUGGACGAGGGUCAGAGACCCAUCUACCUUGAUAUGCAAGCUACAACCCCUCUGGACCCCCGGGUGUUAGAUGCCAUGCUCCCAUUCUACUCCGGGCUCUACGGCAACCCCCACUCGAGAACACACGCUUAUGGAUGGGAAACCGAUAAGGCCAUCGAAGCGGCUCGAGAGCACGUUGCGAGUCUGAUUGGAGCGGACCCCAAGGAAAUCAUCUUCACGAGCGGUGCGACAGAGAGUAAUAAUAUGAGUGUGAAGGGGGUGGCGAGGUUCUUUGGCAGAUCCGGAAAAAAGAAGCAUAUCAUCACCAGUCAGACAGAGCACAAAUGUGUUCUGGAUAGUUGCCGGCAUUUACAAGAUGAAGGAUUCGAUGUCACAUAUCUCCCGGUGAAGAGUAACGGUUUGAUCGACAUGGCAGAACUUGAGGCUGCCAUUCGGCCGGACACUGCCCUCAUCAGUAUCAUGUCGGUAAACAACGAGAUUGGUGUUAUCCAGCCUAUUGAAGAGAUCGGCAAGCUUUGCAGAGCAAAGAAGGUCUUCUUCCAUACCGACGGUGCGCAAGCCGUUGGAAAGAUCCCAUUAGAUGUCAACAAGAUGAACAUCGAUUUAAUGUCUAUUUCAUCGCACAAGAUCUACGGACCAAAAGGGAUCGGUGCUUGUUACGUUCGCCGCCGACCUAGGGUCAGAAUCGACCCGAUUAUCAGCGGAGGUGGUCAAGAGAGAGGGCUGAGAAGUGGAACCCUUGCACCCGCACUGGUUGUUGGGUUUGGGGAAGCCUGCCGAAUUGCGAAGGAGGAGAUUGCUUAUGAUCACCAGCGGAUCAAGAAACUCUCCGACAGACUUCUCAAGGGUCUGCUAUCCCUCGAGCAUACCUCCCAGAACGGAGACCCGAACCACUUUUACCCUGGAUGCGUCAACGUAUCCUUUGCCUAUGUCGAGGGUGAAUCUCUCUUGAUGGCUUUGAAGGAUAUCGCACUCUCAUCUGGUAGUGCAUGCACAUCGGCUUCUCUCGAGCCAAGUUAUGUCCUGCGCGCCCUGGGCAGUAGUGACGAGAGUGCACACAGCAGUAUCAGAUUCGGUAUUGGUCGUUUCACCACGGAAAGCGAAAUUGACUAUGUUUUGAAGGCGGUUCAAGAGCGAGUUACAUUUUUGAGAGAACUGAGUCCACUUUGGGAGCUUGUACAAGAGGGAAUUGCGCUGGAUAGUAUCGAGUGGAGUCAACAUUAAUUUUGCGGCGGAAGUGGAAAAUGAGGAAUCAACGGCGUUAUGCGCACAUGUUCUAUGUCUAAGACUGGAUGGGAAUUUCUCGAUGUAACAUAGCAGGCUGGAUGCAUACGGUCACUUAAGUGACUUAUAUAGUCCCUCUUUACAAACCUCCACCGUAUUUUGAAGCCAUGUGAGUCAGUAUAUCGUGAUAGCAUUGCCAUUUGAGUGCUGUCGAUAUGCUUCUGUGGAAAGCUGAGAUCCAUUGAUGUAACGCCUCUGAUCCCUUCCAUGGC
Amorphotheca resinae ATCC 22711 is the source of this 1820-nucleotide messenger RNA. RefSeq lists its product as hypothetical. Lineage: Eukaryota; Fungi; Ascomycota; Leotiomycetes; Helotiales; Amorphothecaceae. The record is from RefSeq and is a predicted model, not a curated record. The coding region runs from base 1 to 1548 and encodes 515 amino acids. Gene Ontology annotation, biological process: [2Fe-2S] cluster assembly. Gene Ontology annotation, cellular component: mitochondrion; cytosol; nucleus. Gene Ontology annotation, molecular function: cysteine desulfurase activity; pyridoxal phosphate binding. The transcript has 3 exons.